UGUCAUUUCUGAUUUAUAAGUCAUUUUAAUAAUUAAUCACGUCUAUAGAAGAAAAAGGAAUGGCAGCAGCCAAAGGACAUGGAAAAAAGGCAAAUAAACUGGAUUCAAAAUCACCCGAUGAUAUUAAAGAAAAAACUUAUUUGACUAGACAUGUUGAGACAUCUAUUUCUAUAUUAGAAAGUCCUGAAAAUGAUAUAGUAUUGGAAGCUCUGCUAUUUUUAUCAAAAUAUGCAGAUAUACGUUUAGUCAAUCUAACUUACCUACAGCAGAGAGGUCUUCUGAAAAAGUUAUUGAACCUUUUCGAUCGAAAUAUUUGCAUUUUAAGAUUAGCUCUACGACUUCUGAAUAUACUGUUAAGUAUUGAUGACGUUAUGGUUGAAUUUAAUCGAGGAAUAUAUGAUAAUCAGAUAAAGCAAAUAACUGAUUUUUAUAUCUGCCAUGAUGAUAAUUAUGUAAGAGAAUUUUCAGUUAAUAUUCUAAUAAAAUUGGCCACUACUUGUAGAAUAACAUGUUUAAUUUUUUCGGUAGACUUGCUAAAUCCAAUACUCCAAACGCUUCAGUCAAAGAAAAGUGAAGGUUUGCUGAAAACGACAAUCAGACUUUUGGACGUUCUUCUUAGCAGUCCUGCUGUUUUAAGUGUUCUACCGGAGUUACAAAAAUUCGAUGUUACAGUAAUACUUGAUUACAUGAACGAUAAUGACAAUGAGAUAGCCAGACUUACUUUCAACAUAGUAGCAAAACUAACAAUGUUCGGUUUAGAUGUGUAUCAAAGCAUUUUCCGAUUUCAUCAUUUAGUAGAAAAAAUGAUGGAAGUUGUAAUGGAUCCUGCAAAAAAGGAAAAUCAUGAGAUUGCCUUACAGAUCAUUCUAAAUUGCAUGAAUUCAGAUCUAACUUCUUCUUAUUUCGUUGAAUCGAUUCAAUUUUUAAAGUUAUGCGCUUGGGUAAAAUCAUGUGAUACGGAAUAUCUUCGUCCUUGCGUCGAAAUAUAUUCAAAAUUAUCCGCUAUGCCUCAAAUGAGGCAAGUUUUAUUCGAUCUAUCCGUAGAAGAGUCAAUUUUGUACUUCUUACGAAGUAACAAUAAAUAUAUACUAAAUAAAACAUGCGAAGCUAUAUCUAACAUGAGCGAGCACAAGUAUUGCUGCGAACAAAUGAUGACACCUGUAGUGAUGAGAGUAUUAUGUUCUAUGUUGGAGAGAAAUGACGAUGAAGAUCCCGAAAAUGCAGUAGCUAUUAAAACUAUUACCGAUCUCAUGAGAAGAUCUUUAAAAACCAUAGACUUUUUGAAUCAUUUCGGCGCACAACAAACUUUUAUUGAAUUGUUUAAAAAAGGAAUGAGCGCUUUUACCCAGGAAAGUUAUUUUAGAAUCCUCGAAGUUUUAUACCAAUUUUCAGUGCAUCCUAUAUAUAAAGAAUCCGUCGUUUGUGGAAAAUUUUUCGAGGAAUUAUUCAACAUACUGCAAAAUGGAACAGAAGAUAUAGCUAAUUUAAGUGUAGAAAUGCUUACUUAUUUUAUUCCGCAUCCGGAAUUUUAUGCAUUGCUUGUAAAAACUAAUGGACCGCAAAUUAUUCUGGAAAAACUAAAAACUACCAAAAAUCCGCAAUUGUUUAAAAGUUUAUUAGUUUUGAUUCACAGCACCCUUUCCAACGAAUCGUUUAUUAUGGAAUUUAUGAAAAGAAACUUGGUGAAAACUUUGAAAGAUUUUUCGGACUAUAUAAAACAAAAAGCACCACUGAUAAACACAAUUUUAAAAUUGAGUUAUGACGUAUAUUUACCAUUAAAAUUUUUCGAAAUGCACCGUAUGGAACUAACGGAUAAAUUAAAUAAUCAGUUUUAUUUAAUAUCCGGGAAAUGGACAGAUCCGUUUCCAUUUUUAGGUGUUUUUCUUCAUGAAAACUUGUCGCCGAUCAGAACAAUUUACGUAGUUGAUUUUUCAUAUGAAAUGGUUAAAUCAAAACAACGAGUCCCCACUCCAAAUUCCAAAGAAGUAAGUUGUAGAAGUACACCUAGGACCGAUGAACAGUCACCUAUAACGCAUUUGAUAUCAACACCGUAUGAAAUAAAAUACGGCGAUUUAUCACCCGAUCCGUUUCUACCAUCUUAUAUCUAUCACAUUAGAGAGUACUUCAAAGAGGAAACCGAUAUUAUUGAUAAAAUAAAAAUGUUGGCAGAGUAUGUCGAUACCAUUUUGUGUGGACCGGAUGAAACGCUGAAUAUACCCCAAAAGUUUCAUACGUUCAAAUUACAUAUUCAGACACUGAAAUUUAAAUUGGGUACGAACAUGAUUCCAAUUGGAUAUCUGCGGGUGGGUUUCCAUUGCGAGAAAGCGCUUCUUUUCAAAGCAUUAGCUGAUAGCACUUGUAUUCCUUGUUCGUUGGUUAAAGGCGCACAUAAUUUGUAUUGGAAUGAAGUUGCGGUGUUCAGUGGAAUUGGAUAUGAACAAACUUUAACAAUUUAUAUUGUUGAUUUAAUGAAUAAUAUUGGAAAUCUGAUGGCAAUGGGAAGCAAAGAAGCUAAUUAUUAUUGUAAUUCAUCGAAAUACAAAAGUAAUAAUUACAAUAAAAUUUAAAUUUCCUG
Molecule: messenger RNA, 2575 nt
Organism: Psylliodes chrysocephalus
Lineage: Eukaryota; Metazoa; Arthropoda; Insecta; Coleoptera; Chrysomelidae
Source: the annotation of a GenBank genome assembly